Messenger RNA from Closterium sp. NIES-65, 2973 nucleotides. The record is from the annotation of a GenBank genome assembly. Lineage: Eukaryota; Viridiplantae; Streptophyta; Zygnematophyceae; Desmidiales; Closteriaceae.
AUGGUCGUGGACGUGGACGUGGUCGUGGACGUGGUCGUGGUCCUGGUCGUGGACGUGGUCGUGGACGUGGACGUGGACGUGGACGUGGACGUGGUCGUGGACGUGGACGUAGACGUGGACGUGGACGUGGACGUCGUCGUGGACGUGGACGUGGUCGUGGACGUGGACGUGGACGUGGACGUGGUCAUGGACGUGGACGUGGUCGUGGACGUGGACGUGGACAUGGAGGACGUGGACGUAGACGUGGACGUGGACGUGGUCGUGGACGUGGACGUGGACGUGGUCGUGGACGUGGACGUGGACGUGGACUUUGACGUGGACUUUUACGUGGACGUGGACGUGGACGUGGUCGUGGACAUGGAGGACUUGGACGUGGACAUGGACGUGGACGUGGACGUCGACCUGGAGGUGGUCGUGGACGUGGACGUGGUCAUGGACGUGGUCGACGUGGUCGUGGACGUGGUCGUGGUCGUGGACGUGGAGGACGUGGUCGUGGACGUGGACGUGGACGUGGACGUGGACGUGGACGUGGUCGUGGUCGUGGACGUGGUCGUAGACGUGGUCGUCCACGACGUGGACGUGGACGUGGACGUGGACAUGGACGUGGUCGUGGACGUGGAGGACUUGGACGUGGACGUGGAUGUGGACGUGGACCUGGACGUGGACGUGGACGUGGACGUGGUCGUGGACGUGGACGUGGUCGUGGAGGACGUGGACGUGGACGUGGACGUGGACGUGGUCUUGGACGUGGACGUGGACGUGGUCGUGGACGUGGACGUGGACGUGGUCGUGGACGUAGACGUGGACGUGGACGUGGACUUGGACGUGGACGUGGACGUGGACGUGGACGUGGUCGUGGACGUGGAGGACUUGGACGUGGACAUGGACCUGGACGUGGACGUGGACGUGGACCUGGAGGUGGUCGUGGACGUGGACGUGGUCGUGGACGUGGACCUGGACGUGGACGUGGACGUGGACCUGGACGUGGACGUGGACGUGGACAUGGACUUGGAUGUGGACGUGGAUGUGGACGUGGUCGUCGUGGACGUGGACGUGGACGUGUUCGUGGACGUGGACGUGUACGUGGACGUGGACGUCGUCGUGGACGUGGUCGUGGACGUGGACAUGGACGUGGUCGUGGACGUGAACGUGGUCGUGGACGUGCACGUGGACGUGGUAGUGGACGUGGACGUGGAGGACGUGGACGUGGAGGACGUGGACGUGGAUGUGGAGGACGUGGACGUAGACGUGGACGUGGACGUAGACGUCGACGUGGACGUGGUCGUGGACAUGGAGGACUUGGACGUGGACGUGGAGGACGUGGAUGUGGAGGAGGUGGACGUGGACGUGGAGGACGUGGACGUGGACGUGGACGUGGACGUAGACGUGCACGUGGACGUGGUCGUGGACAUGGAGGACCUGGACGUGGACGUGGACGUGGACGUGGACGUGGUCGUGGACGUGGACGUGGAGGACGUGGACGUGGACGUGGACGUGGUCGUGGACGUGGACGUGGAUGUGGUCGUGGACGUGGACGUGGACGUGGUCGUGGACGUGGACGUGGUCGUGGACGUGGACGUGGACGUGGACGUCGUCGUGGAUGUGGACGUGAUCGUGGACAUGGACGUGGACGUGGACGUGGACGUGGUCGUGGACGUGGACGUGGUCGUGGACGUGGACGUGGACGUGGUCGUGGACGUGGACGUGGACGUGGUCGUGGACGUGGACGUGGACGUGGUCGUGGACGUGGACGUGGUCGUGGAGGACGUGGACGUGGACGUAAACGUGGACGUGGACGUGGUCGUGGACGUGGAGGACUUGAAGGUGGACGUGGACGUGGACGUGGACGUGGUCGUGGACGUGGACGUGGUCGUGGACGUGGACGUGGACGUGGACUUGGACGUGGACGUGGACGUGGACGUGGACGUGGACGUGGACGUGGACGUGGACGUCGUCGUGGACGUGGACGUGGACGUGGGCGUGUACGUGGACGUGGACUUGGACGUGGACGUGGACGUGGACGUGGACGUGGACUUGGACGUGGACGUGGACGUGGACCUGGACGUGGACGUGGUCGUGGACGUGGACGCGGACCUGGACGUGGACGUGGUCAUGGACGUGGUCGUGGUCGUGGACGUGGAGGACGUGGUCGUGGACGUGGACGUGGAUGUGGACGUGGACCUGGACGUGGACGUGGUCGUGGACGUGGACGUGGAGGUGGACGUGGACCUGGAUGUGGACGUGGUCGUGGACGUGGACGCGGACCUGGACGUGGACGUGGUCGUGGACGUGGUCAUGGUCGUGGACGUGGAGGACGCGGUCGUGGACGUGGACGUGGACGUGGUCGUGGUCGUGGACGUGGUCGUAGACGUGGACGUGGUCGUCCACGACGUGGACGUGGACGUGGACGCGGACAUGGUCAUGGUCGUGGACGUGGAGGACUUGGACGUGGACGUGGAUGUGGACGUGGACCUGGACGUGGACGUGGACGUGGACGUGGUCGUGGACGUGGACGAGGUCGUGGAAAACGUGGACGUGGACGUGGACGUAGACGUGGACGUGGACGUGGACGUAGACGUGGACGUGGUCGUGGACAUGGAGGACUUGGACGUGGACGUGGACGUGGACGUGGUCGUGGACGUGGACGUGGACGUGGAGGACGUGGACGCGGACGUGGUCGUGGACGUGGACGUGGACGUGGUCGUGGACGUGGACGUGGACGUGGACGUGGACUUGGACGUGGACGUGGACGUGGGCGUGGACGUGGUCGUGGACGUGGAGGACUUGGACGUGGACAUGGACGUGGAUGUGGACGUGGACGUGGACCUGGAGGUGGUCGUGGACAUGGACGUGGUCGUGGACGUGGACGUGGACCUGGACGUGGACGUGGACCUGGACGUGGACGUGGACGUGGACCUGGACUUGGACGUGGAUGUGGAUGUGGACGUGGUCGUGGAGUGGACGUGGUCGUAG